AUGGCCUCUAUUCAUACAGUCGACGGCAAUGAUGCAGUGACAGAACGCCAGAGCUCUAGGGAUGGUCUGCCGAUGAGUAUCGUGGCAUUCAGUGACCCUUUUCAGGACCCCGUCCGGACUCGCAGACGGACAUCGUCUUCGCACAACACCUACUACGCCACAAUCACUGCCCCGUCCCAGCACCAGGUCAACUCCCACUCAGCCGUCUCCAAGGGAUUGGCCAAUGACUCCAAGGCCUGGAAGCUAUCAUGA
Molecule: messenger RNA, 252 nt
Organism: Colletotrichum costaricense
Lineage: Eukaryota; Fungi; Ascomycota; Sordariomycetes; Glomerellales; Glomerellaceae
Exons: 3
Coding region: 1-252 (83 amino acids)
Source: RefSeq, a predicted model, not a curated record